Molecule: messenger RNA, 2014 nt
Organism: Oryza brachyantha (malo sina)
Lineage: Eukaryota; Viridiplantae; Streptophyta; Magnoliopsida; Poales; Poaceae
Product: UDP-glycosyltransferase 73B4-like
Exons: 1
Coding region: 33-1565 (510 amino acids)
Molecular function (GO): UDP-glycosyltransferase activity
Source: RefSeq, a predicted model, not a curated record
GCUCACCCACUUCCAACGACUCCUCGAACACGAUGGCCGCCGCAGCAAAUGCUGCCGCCGAGGUCGUGGGCAGCGGCGAUGGUGCCCUCCUGGCCGGCCGCGACCACGUCGUCGUCUUCCCUUUCAUGGCCAAAGGCCACACCAUCCCGCUCCUCCACUUCGCGGCGGCGCUCGCGGCGCACCACGGGGGCCAGCUCCGCGUCACGCUCGUCACCACCCCGGCCAACCUCCCCUUCGUGCGGCGCCGGCUGCCGGAGUCGUCGUCGUCGUCGGUGCGCGUCGUCUCCAUCCCGUUCCCGGCGCACCCGGAGCUCCCGGCGGGCGUCGAGUCCACCGACGCGCUGCCGUCGCACUCCCUCUUCCCGGCGUUCCUGCGCGCCACGGCGCUGCUCCGGGAGCCCUUCGCCGCGUUCCUGGCGUCCCUCCCGUCGCCGCCUCUCGUGCUCGUCUCCGACUUCUUCCUCGGGUUCACGCAGCGCGUCGCGGAAGACGCCGGCGUCCGGCGCCUCACGUUCAACGGCAUGUCGGCCUUCUCCCUGGCGCUGUGCUUCACUCUGGCCUCGAGACGGCCACACGUCGACGUCGAGGACGGCGCAGCGGUCCAUGUGCCCGGCUUCCCGGAGAACGUGAGGAUCACCGUCGACGAGGUCCCCGACGCGGUGAUCCAGGGGGGGAACCCCGAUGAUCCGGUGACCCAGUUCCUCGACGACGAGGUCCGCAUCUGGGAACACCGCAGCGCGGGCGUCCUCGUCAACAGCUUCGCCGCGCUCGACGGAGACUACGCCGCCAUCCUCGAGGCGUUAUACCCCCCGGGUGUUCGCGCCUGGCUCGUCGGCCCACUGUUCCUCGCCACCGGCGAGUCACCGGAAGACGACGACGACGACCCGGAAGGCUGCCUCCCGUGGCUGGACGAGCGCGCGGGGAGGCCCGGCUCGGUGGUGUACGUGUCGUUCGGCACGCAGGUGCACCUCCCCGCCGCGCAGCUCGACGAGCUCACGCACGGGCUAGUGGAGUCCGGCCACUCCUUCCUCUGGGCCUUCGGCCGGUCCGACGCCACGUGGUCGCCGCCGGUGGACGCCGGCACCGCGGGCGGCAAGAUCGUCCGCGGCUGGGUCCCCCAGCGCCGCGUGCUGUCCCACCCGGCGGUGGGCGCGUUCGUCACCCACGCCGGGUGGAACUCCGUGCUGGAGAGCCUCGCCGCGGGGCAGCCGAUGCUGGCGUGGCCGGUGAUGGCCGAGCAGGGCGCCAACGCGAAGCACGUGGCGGACAUCAUCGGCGCCGGCGUCCGCGUGGACCGCGGCCGUGGGCCAGGCGCCGGCGUCGGCCGCGCGCAGGUGGCCAAGAAGGUCCGACAGCUGAUGGACGGCGGCGAGGAGAGCCGCGCGAUCCGCGCCAGCGCCGAGGAGGCUGGGCGCGCGGCGCGGUCGGCCGUGGCGGAGAACGGCACGUCACGGGUGGCGCUGCGCCGGAUGAUCGACGAGCUGCGGUCGAGCUACGUCGACGGCGAGCGACGCGCCAGCAGCAAGACAGCGACGCCGAAGAACGGUGACCGUGGCGGACGCUGAGAGGGCGACGUGACAGCGUCGAUCACUCGAGCCAUGCUGCUACAUGGAACCACGGGGUGCAGGCAGAGGGAGGUAGGUGCCGCGUGUGAGCAAUCGACCCCCAUAAUAAUGCGUAUUGCUCCCUCUAGUCAAGGUUAUGACGUCAGGACAUGAAAAUUAUAAUUACAGUGGUGUUUUUGUUCUUAUGGGAUUAAGGUUUUGUGUAGUUCCCGAUGGGGCUGGGCUAGAUAACGAGCCAGCUCGGCUCGGUAUAGCUCGUUAAGAUAACGAGCCAGCUCGGCUUGGCUCGUUAUCGUAACAAGCUAAAAAAACCUAGCUCGGCUCGGCUCGUUAUAAAGCUCGAGCUGGCUCGUUAGGCUUGUGAGCCAUGUAUGAAAAAUUAAUGUAAAUAAUUUUUUAAUAGAUUAUACAAGCAAAUUUUUAUUUUAAACAUGUAAAUCAUAUGAAAU